UCGGCAUUCGGUUUUUGAAUCUUUUGGCGUGCGGACGUUACGUAGUGCAGUGUUCUGAUCCGAGAUUCGUCUUCGGAAGCGUGUAUUUUGGUGCCGUUUUAUCACGCUAUCUCAAUAACAGCGAUAACAACAACAGCAGCAUUGGCCACUAAUUAAAUGCUGAAGUGUCUGUGUGUCAAUUGAAUCUGUACGACUUUGAUUAAAUUAAAUUACGAAUUACAAAGUACAAUACCAACCAGCAAUUAACGGUUAUUGCACCGGACCAUCGCGGUAAUUUUAACAAUUUGAUUGGGUGCCAAAAGAUAUUUUUUACACACACUCCUUUUUUGGGAUAAUUAAAAGGACAGCGUGUCCUUCUAGUGGAGUGAGUGUGUGUGCAGUGGUUGUGGAGGAAUUUCUCAUUAAACCGGCGCUAAAAGGAUUACGAACCCGUUCAUCUUCAUCAGACCCGCAGCGAACCAGAUAGCGUUUCCUACUCUGCAACAUUUUUAUCGACCGGAAACUUCACCCCGAAAACAGAUCUUGAAAUUAUGAUGUCGCAUCAACUGCAGCAGACACGUCGCCGUUUGGGGUCCGUUAGUGAUUCCGCACCGCCAUCGGAGUCCAGUGAGGGCACCGGCUCCUCCUCGGAGCCCAGGGACGAGUUGAUCCUCCACCCGGACUGGUCGGCCCACUCGCACUCGUCGGCACAGAGGAGCAGUGCCCAUGGAACCACAUCGCUGUACAAUGCCUCGGAUAUCGAUGAGGAUACCAUCAGCACGGACACCACGAGCAACACAAAUCUCUCCGACUACGAACGUGGCCAGGUGGAGAGUUUCUUCGGGGGAUUGGGCACGGAGAUAUUCGUGAGUGGCGCCUUGGCCAAUCUCUACGAGGGAACCGGAAACGAUGGCGAUUGGCGCCUGGUCUUCACUGGCAUUCCGGUGAUUCUCCACGAUAAGGGCAACUCCAAGGCCAGAUCCAUGCCGAGGGUUACUCUCGUUUUGGCGGAGAGGGGUUCCUGCUUUGCCCUCUGGUCGGACCGGAUUGACAACCUAUCGAACUACAGGAUUGCGGGUCCGUCGUUUCACACGAUGUGCCGGUCGAGCAACCACCAGCAGAUGAUUGGCUUCAGCUUCGAUUCCACAGAUGCCGCUCGCGAAUUGUGGCAGCAUGUAGAGCGUUUGGUCAGUGAUCCGGAGAAUAUAGCUCUUACUGUUCCCGGGACCCGGAAGCAGAAGAAGCAGAAGCGGGUGAAGCCGGCGCCGUUGCCGCCAAAGUCGCAGAUCUCGCAUCCGUGCCAAUUUCACCACGUGACCAGUGUUGUAAAGGAGGACAGCGAACGGUACUACAGCAUGCAGGCAUUCGGACCCCCGAAUCCCCAGCAGCAUCGUUGAGUAGGGUCGGGCGCGUGGAUCUGGAACACGAGCGCCCUCUGGUGGCAGAACUGAGCAUGCCACAGUAAUCCCCCGAUAACAAAAAAUCCAGCAUUAGUUUCUAAACACACCUAGUUGUUAGCUCCAUUUGUUAUAGGCCUAAGUUAUGCCAAUGUGUAAGUGCGACACAUUUAUCUGUGAUACGAUUUAGGCGUCUUUAGUUUAGAAGAGAUAACUAACACAAAAAUUAAAAUUUGAUAAAGAACAUUUUUAACGUAAAGUAUAGUAAAUAAAUUGAGAACUUUUCCAAGUUAUUACAAACAUAUUUAACGAUUAACGUUUGUCAAUAAGCAAGUUUUUGUAACACCUUUUUCUAAUAUCACGCAUAGACACAUAUGUAUACCCUUAUGCAUAAUUAUAUUCGUACCAUAUAGUCCUUAUAUCUAUCGAGUAAUCUGUAUGUCCACGUUCGCAGACAGUGCGAAUUGCGAAUGAUUUUUGAUGCCUAAAAAGCUUGUUUUCUUAUCGGAUUAACGACUAAGCCCAGACGAAGAAACAUAAACUGUUUUUGAACUCUAUGUAUCAUAUUAUAUACAUGCAUAUAUAUGCUAUAUAACACCUAUCUAUAUAUUGUACGUAGCUCUAAGCAUUACAUCAUAGCCACUUGUCUGUACUCUGAACUUCAUAUUUUGCCUGUGCAAAACAAUCGCGAGAAUCAAAUAAAGCUGACAGAAAAAAGCAAA
Messenger RNA from Drosophila ficusphila, 2098 nucleotides. RefSeq lists its product as uncharacterized. Gene Ontology annotation, biological process: regulation of transcription by RNA polymerase II. The coding region runs from base 531 to 1376 and encodes 281 amino acids. Gene Ontology annotation, cellular component: nucleus. The transcript has 4 exons. NCBI's taxonomy places the organism in Eukaryota, Metazoa, Arthropoda, Insecta, Diptera, Drosophilidae. The record is from RefSeq and is a predicted model, not a curated record. Gene Ontology annotation, molecular function: DNA-binding transcription factor activity, RNA polymerase II-specific; RNA polymerase II cis-regulatory region sequence-specific DNA binding.